CCAAUAUAAGCAGCUGUAAGUCUCACAGGAAGACUGCAGUGAAGACCAGUCAAGUCCUUGAGUGUGGUUUAUUAGAAAAUUCUUCACCCUUGGGAGCAAAGACAGUGAGCUGCCACCAUGAGCACAGACGCUGAGAUGGCCGCAUAUGGCAAAGCUGCCAUAUACCUCCGUAAGCCUGAGAAGGAGAGAAUUGAGGCUCAAAGCAAGCCCUUUGAUGCAAAGUCGGCCUGCUAUGUAGCUGAUGACAAAGAGCUGUACCUUAAGGGUACAAUCAAGAGCAGAGACGGUGGCAAAGUCACUGUUGAACUGCUUGAGAGCAAGGAGUCAAGAACAGUUAAGGAGGAUGAUGUCUACCCCAUGAAUCCUCCUAAGUUCGAUAAGAUUGAGGACAUGGCCAUGAUGACCCACCUCAAUGAAGCCUCUGUGCUGUAUAACCUCAAAGAGCGUUACGCAGCAUGGAUGAUCUACACCUACUCUGGACUUUUCUGUGCUACUGUGAACCCCUACAAGUGGCUCCCAGUGUAUGAUGCCGAAGUGGUGGCUGCCUACAGAGGCAAAAAGCGCAUGGAAGCCCCACCUCACAUCUUCUCUGUGUCUGACAAUGCCUAUCAGUUUAUGCUCACUGAUAGGGAGAACCAGUCUGUCCUGAUUACUGGAGAAUCUGGUGCUGGAAAGACUGUGAACACAAAACGUGUCAUCCAGUACUUUGCUACAGUUGCUAUGCAGAGUGACAAGAAAAAGGAAGCUUCUGCCGGCAAAAUGCAGGGAUCUCUUGAAGACCAGAUCAUUGCAGCCAAUCCUCUGCUUGAGGCCUAUGGUAAUGCUAAGACCGUGAGAAAUGACAACUCUUCUCGUUUCGGUAAAUUUAUCAGAAUUCAUUUUGGCACAUCCGGCAAACUGGCUAGUGCUGACAUUGAGACAUAUCUGCUGGAGAAAUCUAGAGUUUCAUUCCAGCUUUCUGAUGAGAGAGGAUACCACAUCUUUUACCAGAUGAUGACCAAUGAAAAGCCUGAGCUGAUUGAAAUGACACUCAUCACUACCAACCCCUAUGACUUCCCCAUGUGCAGUCAGGGUCAGAUCACAGUGGCAAGCAUUAAUGAUAAGGAGGAACUGAUUGCCACAGAUACUGCUAUUGACAUCCUGGGCUUCAGUGCUGAAGAGAAAAUGUGCAUCUACAAAUUCACUGGAGCUGUUCUUCAUCAUGGUAACAUGAAGUUCAAGCAGAAGCAGCGUGAGGAGCAGGCUGAGCCUGAUGGCACAGAGGAGGCUGACAAAGUCGCCUACCUUCUGGGUUUGAACUCAGCUGAUAUGCUGAAGGCCUUGUGCUACCCCAGAGUGAAGGUCGGAAAUGAAUUUGUGACAAAGGGACAGACUGUGCCACAGGUAUAUAAUGCUGUAAACGCAUUGGCCAAAUCCAUCUAUGAAAGGAUGUUCUUGUGGAUGGUCAUACGUAUCAACCAGAUGUUGGACACCAAACAAGCCAGACAGUUCUUCAUCGGUGUGCUGGACAUUGCUGGAUUUGAAAUCUUUGAUUUCAACAGCAUGGAGCAGCUGUGCAUUAACUUCACCAAUGAGAAACUGCAACAGUUCUUCAACCACCACAUGUUUGUCCUGGAGCAAGAGGAGUACAAGAAAGAAGGCAUUGUUUGGGAAUUCAUUGACUUCGGCAUGGACUUGGCUGCUUGCAUUGAACUUAUUGAGAAGCCCAUGGGUAUCUUCUCCAUCCUGGAAGAAGAGUGCAUGUUCCCCAAGGCUACAGACACCAGCUUCAAGAACAAGCUGUAUGAUCAGCAUCUUGGCAAGUGCAACGCUUUCCAGAAACCCAGACCUGCCAAAGGCAAAGCUGAGGCCCACUUCUCCCUGGUUCACUAUGCUGGUACUGUGGACUACAACAUCGCUGGCUGGCUGGAAAAGAAUAAGGACCCACUGAACGAAUCUGUUGUGCAGCUGUACCAGAAGUCUGCUGUCAAACUGCUUUCUACCCUCUACCCACCUGUUGUUGAGGAGACUGGUGGAAAGAAGGGAGGCAAGAAGAAGGGUGGUUCCAUGCAGACUGUGUCCUCUCAGUUCAGGGAGAACUUGGGCAAGCUGAUGACCAACUUGAGGAGCACCCAUCCUCACUUUGUGCGUUGUCUGAUUCCAAAUGAAUCUAAGACUCCAGGUCUCAUGGAGAACUUUCUGGUUAUCCACCAGCUGAGAUGUAACGGUGUGCUGGAGGGUAUCAGAAUCUGCAGAAAGGGAUUCCCCAGCAGAAUCCUCUAUGGUGACUUCAAGCAAAGAUACAAAGUGCUGAAUGCCAGUGUUAUUCCUGAAGGCCAGUUUAUCGACAACAAGAAGGCUUGUGAGAAGCUUCUGGGAUCCAUCGACAUUGACCACGACCAGUAUAGAUUUGGACACACUAAGGUGUUCUUCAAAGCUGGUCUGUUGGGUGUUCUUGAAGAGAUGAGAGAUGAAAAACUGGCUUCUCUGGUCACAAUGACUCAGGCUCUUUGCCGUGGUUUCCUCAUGAGAAGAGAGUUUGUAAAGAUGAUGGAGAGGAGGUCGGCCAUUGACACCAUCCAGUACAACAUCCGCUCAUUUAUGAAUGUCAAACAUUGGCCAUGGAUGAAGGUGUACUACAAGAUCAAGCCCCUGCUGAAGAGUGCUGAAACUGAGAAGGAGCUGGCAACCAUGAAAGAGGACUUCACAAAAUGCAAGGAAGAUCUUGCUAAGGCUGAGGCCAAAAAGAAGGAGCUUGAAGAAAAGAUGGUGGCACUGCUUCAAGAGAAGAAUGACCUGCAGCUUCAAGUUGCAUCUGAAUCUGAGAAUCUCUCAGAUGCUGAGGAGAGAUGUGAGGGUCUGAUUAAGAGCAAAAUCCAGCUUGAAGCUAAACUCAAAGAGACAACUGAGAGAUUGGAAGAUGAGGAGGAGAUCAAUGCUGAGUUGACUGCCAAGAAGAGGAAACUGGAGGACGAGUGCUCCGAGCUGAAGAAGGACAUUGAUGACUUGGAGCUCACCUUGGCUAAAGUGGAAAAGGAGAAACAUGCCACCGAAAACAAGGUUAAGAACCUCACAGAGGAGAUGACAACUCAAGAUGAGAGCAUUGCCAAACUCACAAAAGAGAAGAAAGCCCUCCAAGAGGCACAUCAGCAGACCCUUGAUGAUCUUCAGGCAGAGGAGGACAAAGUCAACACUCUGACAAAAUCUAAGACUAAGCUUGAACAGCAAGUGGAUGAUCUGGAAGGUUCUCUUGAGCAAGAGAAGAAACUCCGCAUGGACCUAGAGAGAGCCAAGAGAAAGCUUGAGGGUGACUUGAAACUGUCUCAGGAAUCCAUCAUGGACCUGGAGAAUGACAAACAGCAGUCUGAGGAGAAGCUGAAAAAGAAAGACUUUGAAAUAAGCCAGUUCCUUAGCAAGAUCGAGGAUGAACAAUCUCUUGGUGCUCAGCAUCAGAAGAAGAUCAAGGAGCUUCAGGCCCGUAUUGAGGAGCUGGAAGAAGAGAUCGAGGCUGAGCGUGCCGCUCGUGCCAAGGUUGAGAAGCAGAGAUCUGAUCUCUCCAGAGAACUUGAAGAGAUCAGUGAGAGACUUGAGGAGGCUGGUGGAGCAACUGCAGCUCAGAUUGAGAUGAACAAGAAGCGAGAGGCUGAGUUCCAGAAGCUGCGUCGUGAUCUUGAAGAAGCCACAUUGCAGCAUGAAGCAACUGCUGCUGCCCUCCGCAAAAAGCAGGCUGACAGCGUGGCAGAGCUGGGAGAACAAAUCGACAACCUGCAGAGAGUGAAGCAGAAACUUGAGAAGGAGAAGAGUGAAUACAAAAUGGAGAUUGAUGAUCUUUCCAGCAAUAUGGAAGCUGUUGCUAAAGCUAAGGCAAAUCUUGAAAAGAUGUGCCGUACCCUUGAGGACCAACUGAGCGAGCUCAAGACCAAGAAUGAUGAGAAUUCACGCCAAGUUAAUGACAUCAGUGUUCAAAAAGCAAGACUACAAACUGAAAAUGGUGAGUUUUCACGUCAACUGGAAGAGAAGGAAGCUUUGAUUUCUCAGCUGACCAGAGGCAAGCAGGCAUUCACUCAGCAAAUUGAGGAGCUCAAGAGACAGAUGGAGGAGGAGGUUAAGGCAAAGAAUGCCCUGGCCCAUGGUUUGCAGUCUGCCCGUCAUGACUGUGAUCUCCUCAGGGAGCAGUUUGAGGAGGAGCAGGAGGCAAAGGCUGAAUUGCAACGUGGCAUGUCUAAGGCUAACAGCGAAGUGGCUCAGUGGAGAAAUAAAUAUGAAACUGAUGCUAUCCAGCGCACUGAGGAACUUGAGGAAGCCAAGAAGAAGUUGGCACAGCGUCUGCAGGAGGCUGAGGAACAAAUUGAGGCUGUGAACUCUAAGUGUGCCUCUCUGGAAAAGACCAAGCAGAGACUGCAGGGCGAGGUGGAGGAUCUUAUGAUUGAUGUGGAAAGAGCCAAUGCCUUGGCUGCCAACCUUGACAAGAAGCAGAGGAACUUUGAUAAGGUCCUUGCAGAAUGGAAGCAGAAGUAUGAGGAGGGUCAGGCUGAGCUGGAAGGAGCCCAGAAGGAGGCUCGUGCUCUGAGUACAGAGUUGUUCAAGAUGAAGAACUCCUAUGAGGAAGCUCUUGAUCAACUUGAAACACUCAAGAGGGAGAACAAGAAUCUGCAGCAGGAGAUCUCAGACCUGACUGAACAAAUUGGUGAGACUGGAAAGAGCAUCCAUGAGCUUGAGAAGGCUAAGAAGGCAGUAGAGACUGAGAAGGCUGAGAUCCAGACUGCUCUGGAGGAGGCUGAGGGCACACUGGAGCAUGAAGAGUCAAAGAUUCUCCGUGUUCAGCUUGAGCUUAACCAGGUUAAGAGUGAGAUUGACAGGAAGCUUGCUGAGAAGGAUGAGGAGAUCGAGCAAAUAAAGAGGAACAGCCAGCGCGUGACUGAGUCAAUGCAGAGUACUCUGGAUUCUGAGGUCAGGAGCAGGAAUGAUGCUCUGAGAAUUAAGAAGAAGAUGGAGGGAGAUCUCAAUGAGAUGGAAAUUCAGCUCAGCCAUGCCAAUCGCCAAGCUGCUGAGGCACAGAAACAGUUGAGGAAUGUCCAGGGACAACUCAAGGAUGCCCAACUGCACCUUGAUGAUGCUUUGAGAGGACAAGAAGAUAUGAAGGAGCAAGUGGCCAUGGUGGAGCGCAGAAACACUCUGAUGUUGGCUGAGAUUGAGGAGCUCAGAGCUGCCCUUGAGCAGACAGAGAGAGGCCGCAAAGUGGCUGAACAGGAGCUGAUCGAUGCUAGUGAGCGUGUUGGAUUGCUGCACUCUCAGAACACAAGUCUGCUGAACACUAAGAAGAAGCUGGAGACUGACCUUGUUCAAAUCCAGAGCGAGGUUGAGGACACUGUGCAGGAAGCAAGAAAUGCAGAGGAGAAGGCCAAGAAAGCUAUCACUGAUGCUGCAAUGAUGGCUGAGGAGUUGAAGAAGGAGCAGGACACUAGUGCUCAUCUGGAGAGGAUGAAGAAAAACCUGGAGGUCACAGUCAAGGACCUCCAGCACCGCCUGGAUGAGGCUGAGAAUCUGGCCAUGAAGGGAGGAAAGAAACAACUUCAGAAACUGGAGUCUAGGGUACGUGAGCUGGAGAAUGAAGUUGAUGCUGAACAGAGACGUGGAGUUGAGGCUGUUAAGGGUGUCCGCAAAUAUGAGAGGAGAGUGAAGGAGCUCACUUACCAAACUGAGGAGGACAAGAAGAACAUUACCAGGUUGCAAGAUCUGGUUGACAAGCUGCAGCUGAAGGUCAAGGCCUACAAGAGACAGUCUGAGGAGGCGGAGGAACAGGCUAAUUCCCACCUGUCCAAGCUUAGGAAAGUGCAGCAUGAUCUGGAGGAGGCUGAAGAGCGUGCUGACAUUGCUGAGUCUCAAGUCAACAAGCUCAGGGCCAAGAGUCGUGAUGCUGGAAAGGGCAAAGAAUCAGCAGAGUAAUCACCAACUUUGUAAUGUUUUAUUUGUGGAAACAAACUUUAAAUAAAUGCAUUAUGUACUAAA
Molecule: messenger RNA, 5988 nt
Organism: Hemibagrus wyckioides
Lineage: Eukaryota; Metazoa; Chordata; Actinopteri; Siluriformes; Bagridae
Product: myosin heavy chain, fast skeletal muscle-like
Exons: 41
Coding region: 118-5925 (1935 amino acids)
Cellular component (GO): myosin complex
Molecular function (GO): actin filament binding; ATP binding; cytoskeletal motor activity
Source: RefSeq, a predicted model, not a curated record